Molecule: messenger RNA, 1431 nt
Organism: Nestor notabilis (Kea)
Lineage: Eukaryota; Metazoa; Chordata; Aves; Psittaciformes; Psittacidae
Gene: HACD2
Product: protein tyrosine phosphatase-like (proline instead of catalytic arginine), member b
Exons: 7
Biological process (GO): fatty acid elongation; sphingolipid biosynthetic process; very long-chain fatty acid biosynthetic process
Cellular component (GO): endoplasmic reticulum membrane
Molecular function (GO): 3-hydroxyacyl-CoA dehydratase activity
Source: RefSeq, a predicted model, not a curated record
GACAGUAAAUGGAAUGGAAAGUACAGUCUGUCUGGAGUCAGUGAUCCUUCAGGGAGGGUGGAGUUGAGCAAGGGGCUGGAGGUCCUCUGGGAGCCACUUAUGUUACCGAUCCAUCGGUUAAGAUGGCUUGUUAUUGCAGUUGGUCUAGUUCGAGCAUACCUGGCUAAAGGUAGCUACCAUAGCCUUUACUAUUCAAUAGAAAAGCCCCUGAAAUUCUUCCAAACUGGAGCUUUGCUUGAGAUUCUGCACUGUGCAUUUGGCAUUGUUCCCUCUUCGGUUGUUCUGACUGCUUUCCAAGUGAUGUCAAGGGUUUUCCUGACAUGGGCAGUAACACAUAGCGUGAAAGAGGUACAAACUGAAGAUAGCGUCCUGUUGUUUGUAGUGGCCUGGACAAUCACUGAGAUAAUCCGUUACUCUUUUUAUACGUUUAGCUUGUUAAACCAUCUCCCUUAUCUCAUCAAAUGGGCCAGGUACACUUUGUUUAUAGUAUUGUAUCCAAUGGGAGUCUCCGGCGAGUUACUCACAAUAUAUGCUGCAUUACCCUUCGUCAGGCAGUCUGGCUUGUAUUCCAUUAGUUUACCUAACAAGUACAAUUUUUCUUUUGACUACUAUACAUUCCUGAUCCUGGUUAUGAUCUCCUACAUUCCAAUCUUUCCUCAGCUGUAUUUUCAUAUGCUACAUCAGAGGCGAAAGGUACUCUCUCACACUGAAGAACACAAGAAGUCGGAGUAAUUCCAACUCUUUUUCAGAACUUUUCAAACAUCAAAAUGCUGCAGAUUUUCAACACCCAGCACAUUUAUAAAGAAUAUACCAAGAUAGAAUAAGUCAGAGGUAGAAGACCAAUAAUUUAACAAAAAUAACCAAUAAAUCUGAUUUCACUGAAAUUCUACAAUGUAAAACGUUUAAAUAAUUUUCAGCUUGCAGUGCUUCAGAAAACUGUUAAACUUUGUGGCUUGGCAGUUAGCCUUUUCCUUUUCCUUAGAUGAUGUGCUAAACGGUUUUCAUUUAUUACUAAAUGCCUGAAGGUUGCAGUGUGAGGGAUGAAGUUGUACCCACUAAAUGCUUGAAUUGGGAUUAUAUUACUGAUACCUCCUUUUUUUUAAGUGCUUGACUGCAUGCCAGAAACUGUAUGUAUUGCUGUGAAGGCAAACAAUAUGCUCUGGAAUACUUUAUGAUUUUUAUCAGAGACUCCAGUGAAGAAUGUAAGCUGGGCAAAGUGUUUGAAUUAAACACUUCUAAAAGGUGAUGCGAACAAGAACAGGGUAACAGUUACGGGAAAUGAGGGGAAUGUGGUUCUUUAGGAAUUUGAACAGUAGGGUAUCUGACCAGAGUGUGUUCUCUGAAGAUCUUGUUUAAGCUGAUUACUUAAAUGCUAAUGUUAAUUCAGAGGCUAUAAUGCUUAUCUGAAACAUUAAAACUCCUCUAAGUACU